This is a messenger RNA of Vespa velutina, 948 nucleotides long. RefSeq names its product glycine-rich cell wall structural protein 1.0-like. Lineage: Eukaryota; Metazoa; Arthropoda; Insecta; Hymenoptera; Vespidae. Bases 1 to 948 code for a protein of 315 amino acids. The record is from RefSeq and is a predicted model, not a curated record. The transcript is spliced from 5 exons.
AUGAUGAUGAUGGCCAUGCUUAUGCUUGCCAAAAUGAAGAUUAUAGGUGUGAUAGGAAUGAUGGCAAUGAAAGGAAUGAUAAUGGGAGCUAUGUCACUGAUGAUAUCCACAGUGAUGUUGAUGAUGAAGUUUUUGAAAGGUGGAGGUGGUGGUCCGUGGAAAAGUGGCGGUAGUGAUGGAGGAGGAGGAGGAGGAGGAGGAGGAGGAAGCGGAGGUGGAAAUCAUGGUGGAGGAGGUUACAAGGAAGUGAUUUUAUUCACAAAGCUACCAAGUGGAGGUGGAGGAGGAAAUGGAGGCUAUGGAGGGGGUGGUAGUAAUUGUGGUGGCGGAGGUUGUGGUGGUGGAAAUGGUGGUGGUUGUGGUGGAGGAGGUUGUAAUGGUUAUGGUGGAGGGAGUAAAGGAGGAGGCGGUGGAGGUGGUGGGGGCGGCAAUGGAGGUGGUGGAGGCGGCUAUGGAGGUGGUGGUUAUGGUGGAGGAGGUGAUAGUUAUGUAGUUCCACUAUUGUCAAGUUACGGUGUACCUAGUGGUGGAGAUGCUGGUUACGGAGGUGGCUGGGGUCGUAGUUUUAGCUCUGCAAUCAUAUUACCACAUCUUGAAUCAAGUCGUAAUAAAAAAUUGAAGAAGCAGUCUAAUCCUUCUCUUAUGAUCGGAGAGUCCAUUGACCAUGUAGAGAGUUUGGAUUACGAAGAUUAUCAAGACUUGAAUGCUACGUUUGAGCGUAAUGUACUUCUUACUCUUCCAUGGGUAUCGAGACUAAAAGAAACGAGAAGAAGAAGAAGGUUUUGUUUCCUCUAUGGCUCUCCAUUGACUCUCGUCAAACAGCAAACACAUGUAAAGAAACCUACGAAGCGAACAGAGGUGAGUAAAGAAGUAAGCAGAGGCCGAUACUCGGAGGCUACCUACAUACCUAGCAACCUAACCGAUAGUAGGUUAAUGGAAUUCAUCUGA